AUGUUAUGGAACAAAAAUGUAUGUAAACCUUUUUCUCCUUUAGGUGGAUUGGCCAUCGGUAUUCCUGGAGAAAUAAAAGGUCUAUAUAAGGCGUGGAAGCUGGGUGGGCGGUUGCCAUGGAAACAACUUCUACAACCAGCAAUUAAACUUUGUAAAGAGGGAUUUAAAGUUGGAAACGCACUGGAGGCUGCGAUUAGAAGUACCAGCAGAUUCUUUCCCGAUUUUCCGAAUUUACGCGAUCUCCUAACCAACCCAGCAACCAACGGCAUUUAUAAGAAGGGGGAGACGAUGAAGGCCCCUAAACUAGCCCAGACCCUAGAAACUAUAGCGAAAGAGGGACCGGACGCCUUCUAUAAUGGGAGCCUCUCGGCUAAUAUCGCUGCAGAUAUACAGGACGCAGGUGGCAUCAUAACGGAAGAAGAUCUUGCUAAUUAUACCUUACGGAUAGAAGAGCCGCUCACCUUCCGGUUGGACUCUGGUCACGUGGUCUACUCUCCGCGCCCACCCUCGGGCGGGGCCGUCUACCUAUUCAUCCUUAAUAUCCUCAAUGAGUUCCGAUUUUCUAACGACAGCGUGUCAACUGUGCCGAAAGCAAAGAGAACAUGGCAUCGCAUGGUGGAAUCUUUUAAACAUGCCUACGCGCUGCGCACGCAACUUGGCGACAACCAAGUUGGAACACCCGCAUUUCGAGACUAUGUUGAUGAGCUGGUACGUAACAUGACGGACCCCACUUUCGGAGCGGCGCGACGUGAACGGAUCAGAGACUGUUCGACGUUCGAGGCGGACUAUUACCAACCUAUGUUUUUCAACAUCUGGGAUAACGGAACCUCACAUCUCUCUGUCCUAGGACCGAAUGGGGACGCUGUCUCAAUCACCAGUACCAUCAAUCUCUUUUUUGGUUCCAAAGUGGUCGGAACCCGUACAGGCAUUGUGUUUAACAACGAAAUGGACGAUUUCUCAACGCCCGGCACUAUCAACUCCUUCGGUGUUCCCGCCUCGGAAGCUAACUUCAUAGAACCUUGGAAGCGCCCCCUAUCUUCCAUGACCCCGAGUUUGGUGAUUGACCGCAACGGGGAUGUACAGCUCGUGGUUGGCGCUUCCAGUGGAACGAGGAUUAUUCCUGCUACAGCGUUGGUGACAGUCGCGACUCUUGAUUGGGGUUGGGGUAUCAAAGAGGCGAUCGACUACCCGAGGGUUCAUCACCAGCUUUUCCCUGAAACACUCCAGAUACAGACAGGAUUCCCAGGGGAGGUAAUAGACGGGCUACGGGCAAUGGGACAUAACAUUACAAUGUUGGACAGCGCUUUCAGUGUGGUCCAGGGGAUUCUGAGACGUGGGGACUACAUCACGGCCAACUCUGAUUAUCGGAAAGACGGGGCACCGGAUGGCUAUUAACAACAGUGAUCAUGUUUAAGCAGGCUUAUUGGAUAUACUAUUUUACAGCAGUGAUGAAAGACCACGUUAUAAACUAAGAACAACAAUUAACAACAUAUUUUCUUUAAUGACAGUAACAUCAUCAAGUUGUUUUUACAGCAAUUAUCCUUAAAUUAUUGACGCUCGUAAACACGAUUAUCGAUGGAAAUAAAUGCAAUAUUUAUUGACAG
This is a messenger RNA of Mya arenaria, 1604 nucleotides long. Its product is annotated as glutathione hydrolase 1 proenzyme-like. Gene Ontology annotation, cellular component: plasma membrane. NCBI's taxonomy places the organism in Eukaryota, Metazoa, Mollusca, Bivalvia, Myida, Myidae. The transcript is spliced from 8 exons. The record is from RefSeq and is a predicted model, not a curated record. Gene Ontology annotation, molecular function: glutathione gamma-glutamate hydrolase. The coding region runs from base 1 to 1395 and encodes 464 amino acids. Gene Ontology annotation, biological process: glutathione catabolic process.